UUUGAUAAAUGUCCCCCUGUAUCUCCACUGUAGCAGACUGUUCACUUGUGGACUAGUGACCGGUAGUUGCAGGCAGGGAGGAGAUCGCUUGUUGCCGGAUAAAAGAAGCAGGUCGGCCGACUGGAGGUUCGAUGGCUCGUUAGUAGGAGGGAGCGAUAUAGUCACGUAAUUACGGACUGACAGUGGGGAGGGUGAAAGGCGCACAGUUCUAUUUGUGCUUAGUGUUUCCCACAGUAGGGAGAUCGCUCCCCGGGGGAAUCCGGCUCUAUGAGACUUUAAUCGGCACAACAGCUGCUUCCUGCCAUUAUCCUAUUAAAGUCGCGCUGAGCUUCAUCUACACCGGCCGCGACUCCUUCCUCUGCGACUCCUUCCUCUGCUCCCGCCGCCCUGCGACAUCGCGGCCGCCGCUGCUACAGGGACAUGAUAUUGGGGCGAUCCGCUGGCAGACGGGCAGGUGCCCUACCUGUAAGUGGAUCCCGGGGUCAGCAUGUCUGCUCCUGAAGUUUCUAAUGCAGGGCCAACUCUGCUGCACCCCAACACCAGGACUUUAACACUGCGUGGAAUCAGGGGGCAUGCGGCAGAAGACAGCAGCCAGGGAGCAGUGUCAGACUGUAAGAAAAUGCACAGCUCUCUUAACAAAGUGAUUGCCUGCUACCGCCAACUGGUGCUGUGUGUCGGAGGCACGUCCGAUUGUCCUCGACUGAGGGAGGAAUUGGAGGAGAGCAGGAAGAAGGCAUUUGAUCUGAGCACUGAUCUGAGGAACAUGCUGAUGGUCUUGCUGAUGAAUGAGGGGGUUAGCCAAGAAGACCGUGUCGAGCUGGAACGCAUUUGGGUUCUCUUCCUUUCAACGCUUGAGUUCUUCCAGCAGGAUUUGUGCAAAGCCCACCACCUCUGCCAGCUUUUCCCACUGCAUGGCCGACGUAAGAGACUUGUGAACACAGGGGUGAUUGGCAAGACCUCCGAGGUGGCCUACAGGGCUAGGAACAUUAAAUCACCCAGCAGUAGCAGCAGAAUGCAUGAGAACCAGCAGCGAACAGAGAGACCCUGCUCUCCAGACCUAGCAGGGCAGAUCGAACACAUGGAGAGGAUGUUACAUGACAUGCAGAUGAAAGUCAGUAUCCCUAUCUGGACUGUGGAGGCCACAGAGGAGGCCUGGGCAGAAGUAACUUCCACUUGUGAUUUAGAUGAGUGCUCAGAUAACGAGAUCCUGGCAGGAGAGGACCUCACCAGCAGGGGAUGCUGUGCUCAUGGCCAAUCUCUGCCCAGGCCUCUCUGUAUGGUCUCAUAACAUGGAUAUUGUUUACAAAAAUGCAGUAAAUGUCUUUAAUGAGGUUGGAAGCAAUAAGUAUAUAUCCUCUGAUGUCUUCAACUGUCAUGCGGUCUGACCUCAUGAUGCCUCUAUAUCUGUCUGUCCUGUUCUUAUAAGAAAGAAUCAUAGACCAAAGAGUUCAGGAAGUUACUACAGUAGUCAAAAUACAGCAUGCACAUUAUUCAGAUAACCUAUGGACUACUUCUUAACCCAUUACCAGAGUUACGAAUGUGUGGCGGAUGGAGGAGGCUUGUGCUGUAGAAGGAAAAUUAAAAAAUAAAGUAUCUGCAGGUAUCUGACACCCUUA
This is a messenger RNA of Xenopus laevis (African clawed frog), 1616 nucleotides long. It is a transcript of the gene rgs9bpl.S, whose product is annotated as RGS9-1 anchoring protein R9AP like S homeolog. NCBI's taxonomy places the organism in Eukaryota, Metazoa, Chordata, Amphibia, Anura, Pipidae. The transcript is spliced from 3 exons. The coding region runs from base 488 to 1288 and encodes 266 amino acids. The record is from RefSeq and is a predicted model, not a curated record.